AUGAACCAGGCCCGAUCGGGGACCUUGUCCAGAGUUGGUCAGCGGCUGGUACCAUACGAAGAAAAGGGCUGGAGCACAAAAAGUGGGAAGUGGGUCCUCCUCUCCUCUCCAUCGCUACGUGGGAGGGAAAGAGCUAAACCCUAUGUAGAGUCACCAGAACAACCAAGACCCCUACCUUCCGAGGGAAGCACUAUACUCGUGAAAGUGGAGACGAGCGACGAGAGGGAGCCGGAAGAAGUGGGCAAUGAUAAAAGCGGCUUUGGCGGAGGACAAGCAGACAGAGACGAUGGAAAGAGAAGGAAUAAAAAAAAAACGAAUCUGUACCUGAAGAUCACAAGUAGGCAAGAGGCGGGAUUCCCACAAAAAAGCUCCAGAGAUGCAGCCAAGCUGCAAUCGUGGACAGGUGGGAAAACCACCCCCGCUGGCGACCAGGAAAAAGAUGGGGAUGAAUUUGAGUUGUUUCUGUGCACCUUGUGGCAAGUGUGUGCAGUUGGCAGGUGUCCUCGCAUCGGUCCCAAGCGGUCCUUAACCCUCCACUCGGGAUUCCAGGCUCUCCUUGGCAAGGAGAUCAGUGGGGAUCGAUUGCCCCUGAUUACAACAUUACGUGUGCCCGGACUAUUCCCCUCGCUCCCGCGACCGAGGCGUUACCUCCUGAACUCAAGUCGCAUCCCCCAUUAUCAUCAUCAUCGUAGGGUAGCCCCAGGAGGUGGCGGCGGGGUUGUUUUCGAUGCACGAAUUUACUAUAGGAUGGACCUUCUUUCUUCAACGUCCCGCGACUACCCCAUCAGCGCUUGGAACUUAUAG
This is a messenger RNA of Pyricularia oryzae 70-15, 804 nucleotides long. RefSeq lists its product as uncharacterized. The record is from RefSeq and is a predicted model, not a curated record. The transcript has 10 exons. NCBI's taxonomy places the organism in Eukaryota, Fungi, Ascomycota, Sordariomycetes, Magnaporthales, Pyriculariaceae. Bases 1 to 804 code for a protein of 267 amino acids.